Acaulospora morrowiae is the source of this 596-nucleotide messenger RNA. NCBI's taxonomy places the organism in Eukaryota, Fungi, Glomeromycota, Glomeromycetes, Diversisporales, Acaulosporaceae. The record is from the annotation of a GenBank genome assembly.
CAUAUCAGAUUUCAAAUAUGACUGGAAAAUAUGGAGUAAAUGCGGAAGGAAGAACUGAAGAGAGGGGUUAUAACCUGAAAUCACUAGAAAUUGUUAAAAACGAAAUUACGAGCCUUCGGAAAAGCGCAAGAACACAAUUAUUGAUGGUUUCUGCAAUCUCAUUUCUUUCCGUCGUCGUUGGAACCGUUUUCCUCAUUUUAGAGCCAUCUGAUAUUUCAGGCACUAUAUUAAACUCCAUGACGGGGAUUCUAUACGGCGGUGUUUUUCUUAUAAGCGUACAAAGUCUCAUUUCUGAUUUGAUUUCAAAGAGUGUAGACACAAAAAAUUUUAAAAAUAAAUCAGAAAUUAGCGAUAACGUUAUUCUACUCUCUCUGGAAAAUUUUCAAGAUAAGGGUUGCAUUAGAAGUGUCACGAAAAUUAUUAAAGAACGAAGUAAAAAUUUUCGAACGUGGAGAAUUUGGUGUUCAGCCUGGACCAUCGUGCUUACUAUUGCUCUCAUGAUUCCUAUUUUUUCUUAUAUUUUCAUCGGUCGUUUUGCGUCAGACACGGUGUCGAGUUGUAUUUCAGUAGAAUACAUUCUCAUUGGAAGCGGGAUU